AUGGCAGACUCCAAUCCCUCUACUCCCGACGUCGAAGUCGAUUCCGACACCGUCUUCGACAGCCCCUCCCCUUCGCCUGUGCCCUCUAGUCCUAGUGCCGAUGCCUCGUUGCCUGAAGGCCUCUCCGCCGAACGCCCUGCCCCGCGAAAAGCCUCCACGGCCACCGCAACCACCAACAUGACAUCUUCCUCGACGCCCCUCGGCAACAUCAAUGCCGCCAGAAAUCCCCGUCCCGCGAACCCGCCCACCAUUUCCAGCAGAGGCAGUGGCCUGAACGUCUCCCAAGAUAUCCUUGCAAGAAUACAAGCAGUACAUCUGGGGCGCAAGGGCGCCCCGCCCACUGGCUUGCCGGGCAGAGGGCCUGCGCCUCAGAGUCCAGGCCCAUCCCUCGACAACCGCAACCCAAUGUCUCCAGGCGGAAACCCUGGCGGUGUUCCCCCUAACUUCCGCAUGCCUGCGAGACCACCGACGACUAACUUUCAGUCGGCGCCUGCUAUUCCGGGUCGUAUGCCCGAACCCAAAAAGUCCAUGGCUGAGCGACGUGGAAUGCAGCUGCCGGGCGGACUGCCUGGUACUAGCCCUGCUGCUCCUCCUGCUGGCAGGAAGAAGCCUGGCUUGACUCUGGGCAUGAUGAAUGGCGGUGACAAGGCCCAAAACGACGCGCAACCGCACAAACAAGAGACCCAAUUCGACCAGUUUUCACAGUACAUCGACACAAAGACUGGAAGUCUGAAGUUUGCGGGCAAGGCUAUCCUCAACUCAGAGGGUGUGCAGUUUGCCAGCGGAAGCACUUUCAACAUCUCACUUGAUGAAGUUGACACGCUCGACGAGCUUGGCAAGGGUAAUUAUGGCACAGUAUACAAGGUCAGGCAUAGCAGACCCCGAAUGCGAAAGCCAGGCCAAGGCCUCGCCGGAAACAAGGCUGCACCAGGCUCACCGUCUCGCAAAAACUUUGACGAAGAAUCGAGUCCUUCGAGCGCAAAGCCCGCUGCAGGCACGGGCAUUGUCAUGGCAAUGAAGGAAAUGAGACUAGAACUCGAAGACUCAAAGUUUGCUACCAUCAUCAUGGAGCUAGAUGUCCUCCAUCGCUGUAGAUCGCCUUACAUUGUCGACUUCUACGGUGCCUUCUUCCAAGAAGGAGCCGUGUAUAUUUGCAUGGAGUUCAUGGACGGUGGAUCCAUAGACAAGCUCUACGCUGAUGGUGUGCCGGAAGGUGUGCUAAGGAAAAUCACUCUGGCAACAACCAUGGGCCUGAAAUCAUUGAAGGAUGAACACAACAUCAUUCACCGCGAUGUCAAGCCUACCAACAUCCUUGUCAACACCAAGGGCGCCAUCAAGAUUUGUGACUUUGGUGUGAGCGGCAACCUCGUCGCCAGUAUUGCCAAGACCAACAUCGGAUGCCAGAGUUACAUGGCACCAGAAAGAAUAUCCUCGGGCGGAAUCGCGCAAGCAGGUGCCAACCCUGGAGGUGGUACAUAUAGCGUGCAAAGCGACAUUUGGAGUCUGGGACUGACCAUUAUCGAAUGCGCGCUUGGACAAUAUCCCUAUCCACCCGAGACGUACAACAACAUUUUCAGUCAGCUUAGUGCUAUCGUCGAUGGUGACCCACCAGAUCUACCUGACGAAGGAUACUCUGAUGCGGCCAAGAACUUUGUACGGGGCUGUUUGAACAAAAUCCCCAACCUGCGACCAACCUACGCAAUGCUACUACAGCACGCAUGGCUCGCCCCUCUUGCUAAGCCUGACACCAUUACAGAAGAGGAUGAAGAAGAGGUGGCAGCUGCGCAAGAAGCUACCCCAGAUCAAGCGGCCGGGGACAAAGGACCAGCCCAGGCUAUUGAGGUGGUAGAAGACCAAGAAGUUGCUGACUGGGUGAAGGCCGCCCUUGAGAAGCGAAGAAGUGGAAAGAUGAAGGGUGUUGAAAAGCCCGCGCUGCAUGCCGCACCGCUGGAUGCAGGAAUACAGAGCCCUUCGCAGAAUGGCGCAAACGGCUCAGUUGCGGCAGAGUCAACAGAGGUUGCAGCGUAG
Messenger RNA from Bipolaris oryzae ATCC 44560, 2028 nucleotides. RefSeq lists its product as uncharacterized. Gene Ontology annotation, molecular function: MAP kinase kinase activity; ATP binding. Gene Ontology annotation, biological process: protein phosphorylation; cellular hyperosmotic response; MAPK cascade. The record is from RefSeq and is a predicted model, not a curated record. NCBI's taxonomy places the organism in Eukaryota, Fungi, Ascomycota, Dothideomycetes, Pleosporales, Pleosporaceae. The transcript has 2 exons. The coding region runs from base 1 to 2028 and encodes 675 amino acids.